CUGUAUAAAUCUGUCUUCAAAGAUGAAUGAUUCCUGUAUAACUUUUCCCUUAAAGAAUGGUUGGUUGUAGUUUCGACAUUGAACUUGUGGUUCUUUUUAGAAUGACACCAAUAAAUCCUACUGUCAGCCAUUACGAGCAGUGUGUUAAUGGUCGUUUGAACAUGCAGGCACUUUGGGGUCCUAUUGCUGUGUUUCGAAGUGACGAAGAACAAAAUUGGUCGUUAUGCCUAGGACAGCGUGGCCAUACUGUUUGGCUUGCGAGUUUCUAGUGGUGAUUAUCGCCGCCUCGGGAAAUGUUCGAGCAAACCUACCAACGUUUGACGAAGAUUCCAGAAUGAGAAUUUUAUUGCUACCUUUUUCCACCCUUCCUGGCUCGACAAUUUAUCGUGUUCGAGCGUCAGAUCCAGAUUUCGAUCAUCCACUUGAAUUCAGUUCCUCAAGUUUAAAACAUCCGAAUUUGGUGUCACUCGAAAUACUACCGUGUGGAAAGCAACAUUCGGUUUGUGAGGCAAACGUAAUCCUGGAAGAAACAGUACAACUGGGUAAGAUCUAUGAACUAAGUCUGUCGGUUCGGGACACUUCGGGCGGAGUCACAACUGUCUUUUGUACCAUACAAGUCACCAAUGCAUCGACCUCAUUAAGCGACUCUUUCCAGCAUUUGAAUCAGUACCUUACAGUACCAGAGAAUUCCGCGAAAGAUUCAGUCGUUGACUAUUUUAUUGCGUGGAAAAACCCAAACAAUAUCCGUGGCAUACGAGCGGAACUACGGAAGACCAAACAGUCGCGGAAUUUCCGUCUGUCAGAUAAGUUGGCUGGAACCAACAGGACCAACUGUUCCAUUAUUCUAGAACAGCCUUUAGAUUUCGAGAUUCAGACUGUUCAUGUUCUUCGAAUUCUAGCAGUGAACGCGUAUGUGGACAACCAGAUGGACACGCGUAACGUAGUGGAAGUAUUGAUCUACGUCUUCGUUAUAGACGUUCAAGACACUCCACCCUUUUUCGUAAAGGCUCCACCUAUUACAGCUGUAUCCGACAAGCUUGAAAUUGGUCAAGUCGUUCUAAGAGUCAAAGCCGAAGAUGGGGAUAAAGGAAGCCCUCGCGAUAUUAAUUAUGUUAUCAUGGUGGAUAACAAUCCUUUUGCCCCUUUCUUUUUUAUGGAACCACAAACAGGCGAAUUGAAAGUAAGAAAAAAACUCGUUCCCCUCAAUCAAAUGGUGCGCUCCAAGGCGCCUUUCCUGCUAACCGUGAUGGCUGAAGAGAUGGGUAGUUUAAUCAACGAGAGCAAUACGACCACUACAGUCGACAUAGCUCUAAUGAUCGAAGACGAAACCAACGACCCUCCUGAAUUCAACCAAGAUCGAUUUGUAGCUCAUUUGAUGGAAAACUCGCCCGUAGGGACGGCCCUGUAUUUCGGCGAUGGGCAGAACCCUCUUGUAACCGACAACGAUCAGGGCCACAAUGGAAUCUUUUCCUUAUCACUUAUCGGUGAUAACUCAACAUUCGAAAUAUCACCUUCUGUAGCAGAAAACGCCGCUACAUUUACGAUUCGCGUCAAGAAUCCCGCUCUACUUGAUUUUGAACGAACACAGCAGCUCCGUUUUAAGGUAGUGGCUGAAGAAGUCCAGCAUGGGAGUAACAAAGUUAGCACGGUAGACGUGAUUGUUUACAUAACCGAUGACAAUGACCACAUCCCCGUCUUUGAAAAGGACACGUACAUAGCCGAAAUACCAGAACAUUCCUCGCCCGGAACAGUAGUCAUCCAAGUCAGAGCCACCGAUUCCGACUCCGGUCGAUACGGAACGGUUCGCUACACGCAACUGCACGGCAUCUUUUCAAAGGCCCUUGUCCUAGACCCCGUUUCCGGCUUAAUAACAGUCGGCUCUGGCGUCAUGCUGGACCGUGAAACGUCACCAGAAAUUACAGUGACGGUGGAAGCAAGGGACAUGGAAGGAACUGGCCGUUCAGCCACAGUGCCGGUUAUUAUCCGUCUUCUAGACAUUAACGAUAACGCACCCCAAUUCAUUGGCCUGCCCUACGAAACUAACUUAACGCCAGAUUUGAGCCGAUUAACUUCCAAAGUUGUUGUCCAGGCAAUCGAUAACGAUACAAGUCCAACUAACGGAGCGGUUCGUUACGAAAUCGUUAGAGGCAACUUUGAAUCCAAGUUUAAAAUUAGCGAAAUGUCAGGCGAAGUGACGUUGAUGGCGCCUCUGACAUCGACUAACUUGCCAUCUUUAAUUCAGCUUCAAGUCCGAGCCUAUGAUUUGGGUGUCCCUCAUUUGCAUGCAGAAACGGUCGUACAAAUUUAUACUCAGGAAGUCGUUGCACGCAGCAUUCACUUUCUGGUGCCAAAGCGAAUGGACUCACUACCGGAAAGAGAAGAAGACAUCAGAAAAAUGGAAAUGUUAUUAAGUUUGCUUACUGGCGCACCUACAACCAUCAACAACGUCCAGCCGUAUCUCGAUGAAAUUAUAGCACUCAGCAAAAGGAUUGACAGCCAGGACCCCAACAACCACAAGAGCCGGUUAGUUGCAACAGUCCGUUUCCCUCCACACGCCGCCAUCGUCGAUGUUCAACGUAUCAGAGACGCAUUAAUCUCGAACGAAUUCGAUUUAAACGGCGGAGUUUCCAUAGAACGGGAAUAUCGAUAUAAAAACAACGUGCUGUUAUGGCUCUUGAUUGCUUUUCUCCUGUUUUUUCUGGCAACAAUGAUCUUUUUAGCUAUAUGCUGUUGCUGUCCGGGCUGCUACUGUUAUAAUGACCGUAAAAAGAUUGGUCGUUUUGGCGGAGGCGUUCGGCCACUUAUGGUCGUUGACGGGAGAAGCGGCCAAACUUCAGACUUGACUACACCAGGCCGAAAGGAGGCUUGGAGUGGCGGUAAAAGAUUGACUCAAAUCCGGAGAACAACUCGAGAUCGGAUGGCGACUUUGCCGGAACCUGACUCUCACAGGCGUGCUUUCCGAAUUCAGAAUGCUAAUGGAGGAAUGCAACAUAUGUACUCCGAGGAAGCUGCUGGUUAUGAUCAGUCGCGGACUCGACAGUAUGCUGAAGAGCAUUCUGACAUGGAAUUCCUUGAAAUCCACCCGGAAGACUCAGCUAGUCACCACGGUGUUGGUGAAAAUGCAUUCUAUUAUCAGCGGAUGGGCAAUGCCGAUGUAAUGAAGCUGGACACAUCUAUGCCGCGCAACCGUCGCUUAUCGACUGAUACGCAAUGCAAAACAGUUAGGAGGAGCAACAGUGAGCCAAGACUGAACGAAUCAGAGAUCGAUCAAAUUGAUGUCAACAACUCAUCCAAAUCGAUGAUCAACUUCCCACAUCGUACAUGCAUGGAAGAGCAUAUGGCUCUUAAUUGGCGGGUUGCCACGGAACAGCAACAUCGUAAUAGUCUCAACAAGUAUGUCCAAAGUCCCAUACUGGAAGAAACGGAUAGCGCCCUCGAACGCGAAAUGCAAACCGGAUCAAGUUUCUACCUUCGACCAAAGGGUCUAUUCGAUUUCCAUCAUACUGGUGGAAGAAAUGUGGGCGGGCAACGACAGUUCCUUCCGCCAGAUGUGGAGAGAGGAGCUAGACAGGCAUGGCAUCAAACAGAUACAGUGAAUCCGGCCAUAAGGGAAGCCAGUAUGUCGGUCAAGCGACCUGAUAGUUUUUCAAAGGAAAUCAAAGAGCUGGAACGGGAAUUGCCUUAUUUCAAUAACCGGUCGAGCUUUCUGCGUCAUAAAUUGAAUUUAAAUAAGAAAAACAACAAAAAACAACCCAGGACGAAAUCGAGUAGCAGAAAUCCAAUCAUGGCGGAUGGUGACGAAACAGAAAGUGCAAGUAGCAACGAUCGCUCACAGCGCAAUUCUGGUCGUAAUACAGUCGUCAAUGCUGCUUCGGCAUCGUUAGCAAAAUCAAACAAAUUGUUAACCGAGGACGACCAUGAUUCUGGUAUUGUUCUCAACUCUCAACAGCAACUAGGCAAUGGAAGCAACCGGAGUCGUUUUCUCGAGAAGAAGUCUAUUUUCACCAUUGCAUAUGAUGAAGUUGCAACUACUAAAAUUCCAUCGGCUACCGAUAAUCUCCCUACCUAAGAUAUUUUAUGUAAAUCUGGUGUGUAUCAUGUAUUGUGAUUUGGUGAAUAUAAAAUAUUUUGAUCCA
Messenger RNA from Daphnia carinata, 4136 nucleotides. It is a transcript of the gene Cad86C, whose product is annotated as cadherin-86C-like. NCBI's taxonomy places the organism in Eukaryota, Metazoa, Arthropoda, Branchiopoda, Diplostraca, Daphniidae. The coding region runs from base 224 to 4069 and encodes 1281 amino acids. Gene Ontology annotation, molecular function: calcium ion binding. The transcript has 18 exons. The record is from RefSeq and is a predicted model, not a curated record. Gene Ontology annotation, biological process: homophilic cell-cell adhesion. Gene Ontology annotation, cellular component: plasma membrane.